This is a messenger RNA of Leguminivora glycinivorella, 2251 nucleotides long. RefSeq names its product tRNA (cytosine(34)-C(5))-methyltransferase (gene Nsun2). Gene Ontology annotation, biological process: tRNA methylation. The record is from RefSeq and is a predicted model, not a curated record. NCBI's taxonomy places the organism in Eukaryota, Metazoa, Arthropoda, Insecta, Lepidoptera, Tortricidae. Gene Ontology annotation, molecular function: tRNA (cytidine-N5)-methyltransferase activity; tRNA binding. Gene Ontology annotation, cellular component: nucleus; cytoplasm.
GUACUCGGUGUGUUUGUUGAAUGCUGAACUUCUCAUAUUUAUCACACAAAACCUAUACAACACUUGGAACCCUCCUUAGAAGAAUGGGGAAUAGAAAACGCAAUCGCAAUGUGAACAAAUUUGCUCAACGAAAACGAGACAAGAAAGAGCAGGAGAAAAACCCUCAAGCAAAGCCAGAAGGCGAUACUCGUAAGCACUAUGAAGAUAUUGUGCGAGAAAACGCUACUUUUGAGGAAUAUUACAAGGGACAAAAAGUCUGCCCCGAAGAAGAAUGGCCCGCGUUCAUGAAGGCUCUCAAGGACAAUCUGCCCACUGCGUUCCGGAUAACUGGCUCCAAGUGUGAGGCAGACGCUUUGAUGAACAUCGUGAAGAGUCAAUACUUUUCGGAGCUGCUCAAUGUUAAGCUGAAGACCGAGGGUGAGGAGGAAGAGGAAAUUAAACCUAUGAAUUUGCCUUGGUACCCAAAUGGCUUGGCUUGGCAGCUACGUCUGUCCAGAACGGACAUCCGUCGCAGUGAGCCCCUCUACAAGCUCCACAACUUCUUGGUCGCGGAGACGGCCGCAGGCGGUGUGUCUCGGCAGGAAGCUGUCUCUAUGAUACCGCCUGUUGUGCUGGAUGUGCAGCCACAUCAUAAAGUACUGGACAUGUGUGCAGCCCCUGGUUCUAAAACCGCUCAGCUAAUUGAGUUCCUACAUGCAGAUGAAGAUAAGAUGCCCACAGGCUUCGUGAUGGCGAAUGACGUAGACAACAGUCGCUGCUACAUGUUGGUGCACCAGGCCAAGCGGCUCAACUCUCCCUGCAUAGUCAUCACCAACCACGACUCGGCCGUCAUGCCCAACAUACAGAUCACCGACCCCAAGGACCCUGAAGCCACCGUCCCUUUGAAAUUCGAUCGCAUUCUCUGCGACGUGCCAUGCUCCGGCGACGCGACGCUUCGCAAGAACCCCGACAUCUGGCUCAAAUGGUCGACCGGCAACGGGAACAAUCUACAUGGCAUCCAAUACCGCGUCCUAAAACGCGGUUGCGAGCUCCUCGCCGUCGGCGGACGACUUGUCUACUCAACGUGCUCGUUCAACCCUGUCGAGAAUGAGGCGGUUAUACACAGGAUGCUGGCUGAGGCGGGAGGAAGUAUAGCGCUAGUAGACGUUAGAGACUCGCUCACUGGACUCAAGUCACAUCCAGGCAUGACCCACUGGCGGCCGGCGUCAAAAGACAUGGUGUUCUACGACAAAUAUGAAGAUGUUCCUGAAAAGUGGCAAACUGUAGUGCGGCCACAAAUGUUCCCGCCUAAACCUGAAGACCUGGACAAGUUCCACCUGGACAGAUGCAUCCGAAUCCUGCCGCACCACCAAGACACGGGCGGUUUCUUCGUGGCCGUGCUCGAGAAAUCCGCUCCCCUCCCCUGGGAGAAGGAACGCGAGCAGACAGAAGUUAAACAGGAAAGAAAAGAAGAGAAGCCUCCAGCCAAGAGGAGGCGCAUGGGAGGGUACAGGGAGGACCUUGUCUUCUUUAAGGGGGACGAUGAGGAUGUGUUCCCGUCUAUUAAGGAGUUCUAUGAUCUGAGCGAGGAGUUUGACUCCAAGUGCUUAUUGACCAGGUGUCACGUAGGCAAGAAGAAGAACAUCUACCUAGUGUCCCCGGCGGUGCGGGACGUGGUUCGCCGCAACGAGAGCAGCAUCAAGAUCAUCAACACCGGCGUUAAGACCUUCGUGCGCUGCGACAACAAGAAUAUGACAUGCGCUUUCAGGUUAUCCCAAGAAGGCCUAGCCAGCGUGUCCCCGUUCAUCGGUUCCCGGCGGCGCGUGAGCAUCCUGAAGGAGGACUUAGUGCUUGUGCUGCAAAACGACAACCCCAGCUCCCCGCCUGAUGUGAAGCUCUUCAGCGAACACACGCAGGCCCAGGUCAAGGACCUCGCGACCGGCAGCUGCAUCCUACAGUACCAAGACCCGGAAUCGAACCUGCACCUCACGUUGGUGGGCUGGCGGGGCGUGCACUCACUACGCGCAUACACCGCUACUCCCGACACCGUGCACUAUCUCCGGCUGCUGGGCGCUGACUUUAGCAAAUAUGAUGUAAAUAAGUUUAAAAAGGCGUCAGACGUACCGGAGGGCGAGGCCGAAACGACCGAGGCAUCAGAAGCGAUGGAAGUGACAGCAGAGGAGACCGAAGCCAACGGCUCCGACAAGUUAUAGCGAUAAGUAUUAUAAUGUUAUUAAUGUUAUUAUUCUUUAAUAAAUGACAUUUGUAAACA